Iphiclides podalirius (scarce swallowtail) is the source of this 480-nucleotide messenger RNA. NCBI's taxonomy places the organism in Eukaryota, Metazoa, Arthropoda, Insecta, Lepidoptera, Papilionidae. The record is from the annotation of a GenBank genome assembly.
AUGUCUAAUGCGAUCAUAUUUCCAAAUUUUUGGAAUAGUAUUUGGGGAAAGAAAAAUUGCGAAAUUAAGUGCGAUGCUCCAAAUUGUUCUGCAAUGUGUAUCGGUAUUAACAGUACUACACAGUGCAAUAGCCCCGGUUGUAAAGCUCAAACAAUAGGUGAAUUGUCCACGGCAGAGUGUAACGGCGAGGCGUGCUACUCUCAUUGUACAGGCACAUCUUGUAAUACGAAGUGUGAUGGAACAUCGUGUCAAGGGGCUUGUGCGGGUGAAUCGUGUAAAAACGAGUGUAUUGGAAGCAAAUGUAAAGGACUUUGCUUGGGCGCCAACUGUGUUAGUUCAUGCACUGGUGAUGAUUGCAUGGCAACGUGCCACGGUGAGAAUUGCCAAGUAAAGUGUACCGGACAACGUUGCAAGCAAAGCAAACCUGAUAUAACAGUAGCAAACAAAUUAUUUUCCGUGUUCUCCAAAUUUACAAUAUCA